CCGCAACAGCUUCCGGCGCCACCCUAAGGUAGGGAGCGCGGCCCUGGAGAAGAACGGCCGAAUACUCGCCAAAAAACCGGAGGGGUCCGAUAAGCACGUUAAAAUCAAGGACGUCACUCUCCCCGAAGAACUGUUUAGUCUUGGCUUCCGGCAGUUCAGGCCGAGGGGCUCAUCGGAUGAAAGAUACCCUCCCCUCGAUCGUGUCUUCGAAGGAGCCGAAGGUAAUAACAUGGACGUCAUCUCUCUCUUCGCUUUGAAGAAUGCGAAGGGGAAGAAGAAGGGCCCGGUGGGCACUUCUGCCAGGGAGGAGCCCUCCCAAGCGGCUACUGCCGGUGCUGGCGCCGGGGGGUCCAGAGGUGCUGGGCCCGUGAAGAAGAAAAACAACGGCAAGGGGACCGAGCCCCCGGCCAAGAAGCUAAAAUCCACCGCCCCCGCCAAGUAGCCGACCACUGACGUGGUUGUCAUUGUGGAUGAGGGGAACGCCUCUGCCCCCACCUCUCAGGAGCACAUAAACCAAGAGUUCUUCAGGCGGGAGAAACUGGAGGCGAUAGUGCCGAAGGGGGCUUCAGUACUGGAGGGUAGCCUAAACCCCUCGGCGCUGAUGAGCCAGAUGCUGCCCUCGGCUGAUCGCUUGGCCCUCGCCAGACUGGACGAGAGCUCCCUCGAGGCCAAGAUUCUUCUGAACACUGCCUCCAGCUUCAUGGGCCUCUGUGAGCACAUUCGAAGGGUGGAGCAGAUGAAGGAGGCGAAGGGCGCAGCCGAAGGGGAGGCUGCCCUUCUUAGGAAGAAGCUCGCCGAGGCCGAGGAUUCUCUUCGCUUGGCCACCGACAGCAUGGAGCAGCGGGUGCAAGCUGCGAGGGCCGAGGGGAUGAGCGAGGGCCUGGCUAAGGACGGGGAGGCUGCUGCCGAGGCCGCCCGUACUGCUGCAAAGGAAGCCCGCGCGGCUAAGGAAGAGGCUGUCUCCAGAGCCUGGGAGGAUGCUAUAGCCGGCUUUACUGCCGAGGGGUGGAAAGCCGGAGAUCAGAAAGAGUGGCUCUCCUCGGUGGUGGGGGCUUCAGUGGAUGACUGGGUUGGAGGCCCCGACAAGAUGUGGCUUGCUGAGAAGGGCAACUCCUACUAUCAAGGUGGGGAGUUUUUCACCCAGCGCCUCAUAUACCGGAAGCUCGCGAGGCAUUUCAAGCUCUCACCGGAGGAGUUCCAGCCCGAGGCCUAUGGCCUCCCCCCUCGGCAGCCAGACCUCAGGAUCCCGCUCCCCGAAGGCGAAGAGAGACCGGUGCUGGAAGAUUCGGAGACUUUGAGGGAGUGUGGCCUCGGGAGUGAUGGGGAUGAGGCCGAAAGCGAGGCUAUCUCCACAACUGUCGAAGGGGGCGAUGUUGUAUCUCCCCUCUCGUAAAAUGUAUUCCCCACCAAUCUGUAAUCAUAUUGUUGUACUUUUGGCUCCGGCCCUUUUGUUAUGUAUAC
Molecule: messenger RNA, 1461 nt
Organism: Cuscuta europaea
Lineage: Eukaryota; Viridiplantae; Streptophyta; Magnoliopsida; Solanales; Convolvulaceae
Source: the annotation of a GenBank genome assembly